UGAAAGUUGAGAGAUGAGUUAAAUAAAUGAUGACAGAUCAUUAGCUGAGAAUAAUAGUUCACACUUCAGAGAAUUGCAGGCUUCAUCACAGUACUUAAUUCGUCUCUUUCAUUAACAUGCAGAAAAAAAAAUAAAACUUUUUAGCUAAUUAUUUAUUUUGUAUGAAGAUGGAGAAAGAGCCUAAGAAGCUGGUCUUUGGAGCCACUCCAAUUUUUCUCCUUCUUUCUCUGCCUCUGCUUUUCCUCGGCGUCGAUUUCUUCGUGGGGAACAAAAUUCCGUUCGAUCGAUGGAUGCAAUAUUUUUCGAUAUCGGAAAGCAGCUUCGGAGGCGGAAGAGCGAUCAAUAGAACAAUUGAGGAGCAACAAUUCAUGAAGUUUCACUUGGCAAGAUUAGUUAGAGGGGAAGACCGGAGAAAUCUCGAUGCUACGGGUUUCGCGUGCGACAAAUCCGUCCACUCGUACGUAUGCGUGUCAAGCAAGCCCGUAACGAUUCUUGUGAGCAACAUGACGAUCUACGUACCGUCCGAUCGCGACGAACCAACGGUGGCGGUCCGGCCCUACGCGAGACAAGAAGAAACCCUGAAAGACAUCACCCCGGUCAACAUGGUCCGGUACUCCACAAACACCACCCAACCGCCGCCGGCGUGCGACUUCCACCACCAAGUCCCGGCGGUAAUCUUCUCCUCCGCCAGCACGGGGAACAUCUUCCACGAGAUGAACGAGAUAAUCAUCCCUCUGUACAUCACCACCAAGCACUUCCAAUCGCGCGUGCAGUUCAUCCUCGAGGACUACAAGCAAUCCUUCAUCAACAAAUACGGCGUCGUUUUAUCCCACCUCUCUGAACAUGACGUCAUCAACCCGGCCGAUAACCUAACCGCCGCCCACUGCUUCCCGGCCUCAAUCGUCGGAUUAAGAUACCACGACAACCUGGCCCUGAACUCAACGGAGAUUCCAGGCGGAUAUUCCAUGCCCGAUUUCAAGCAAUUCCUCCGACAAGUAUUCAACCUGAAAUUCUCGCACGUGUCGCAAAUACCGAAACCCAGGCUAAUGCUCCUAUCCCGCACGAACACGCGGAGAUUCCUGAACGAGGAAGAACUCAUCGCUCUUAUCAAGGAGAUCGGGUUCCAGAUAAUCGUGAUCAGGAGAUCGAAAAUCGUGUCCAAUCUAACGCGAUUCUCGCAGCUGAUCAACUCGUGCGGGGUGCUGGUGGGGGCGCACGGCGCGGGGCUAACGAACGAGAUAUUCCUGCCAGCUGGCGGGGUUAUGAUACAGGUGGAGCUUCUCGGAACGGGGUGGGGUUCGGAUACUUACUACGGGAAUACCGCACGUGCGAUGGGCGUGAGGUAUUUGCGGUACAGAAUUGAGGCGGGGGAGAGCUCGCUGCAGAAACUGUACGGGGAGAAUAGCACCGUUGUGACGGACCCGGAUUCCGUUUACAGGAACGGAGGGUACAGAGCGGCGAGAACGGUGUUCCUGGAUCAGCAGAAUGUGAGGGUUAAUUUGGUCAGGUUUAGGGAGACGCUUGUUGAGGCGUUUAGUAUUAUUACUGAUUGGGGAGGUAAGUAAAUUAGUUAAUUGAUUAAUUAAUUAAUUAAUUAAUUAGAGGUUUAUUUUUUAUUUUAUUUUUUAUAUUUACUGAGGGUAAAAAAGUAAAACCAUAUUAUUGUUUGUGUACAUACGAACUACGAGGGGUAAUUGAAAACGUAUUGCCUCCAAAAUUUCGAGGCAUUACAUUUUUUUUGGUAAGUGUGUGCGAGUUAAAGUGGGUUGUAACUGUGCAUGGCUAGUAGCUAUUGUAGCAAGUAAUUUUGCUAUUUAGAUAUUUAUUCACGAAAGUUGAAUAUUUUUUUUUUUUACUUUAUGUUUUCGUAGUGUUACUGUAUUUGUCGUUCCGUAAUAAUUGUCUUUGAAAAAAAAAAAUGUUCGAUAU
This is a messenger RNA of Erythranthe guttata (spotted monkey flower), 1929 nucleotides long. Its product is annotated as alpha-1,3-arabinosyltransferase XAT3. Gene Ontology annotation, molecular function: glycosyltransferase activity. The record is from RefSeq and is a predicted model, not a curated record. NCBI's taxonomy places the organism in Eukaryota, Viridiplantae, Streptophyta, Magnoliopsida, Lamiales, Phrymaceae.